GAACAACAACAGGAAGUGUUUAAUUUUUCCUUGGCGCGUUUGUGAUGUGUUUUGAGCAUGGCUUUUGAGAGCUGCCGUCACACGUCCAGUAUUUCUUACAGACAUGUUAUUCAUUUAUAAUAGCGCUUUCUUCCAAUGAAUGCAGACGCGGAUCGUGCUUCACUGAACUUUUUAACGCUGCACGAUGGAAAAUUUGACCUCGCAAACUUGUUUUCACCAUCACCUUGUGUCAUCAUGUGGCAAAUUAAUUUCUUUUCACAAACAAGGCUCGAGCGAAACUGACAGCGAAAGAGGAGAGGUAUUAUUUUCAAGACUAUCGUUUAAAAAGGAAGACAAUUUAUUCCUAAACGAAGCGAAUGGAGCAGCUGUCAUCGCCAAAUCAAAAGGAUCACACGUGGAAAUUAUAAAGUGUAGAAGCGUAUUACACAUUCAAAAGAGACUGAUUGUGCCCUGUGUUCUUGUGGUCAAAAAUGCUAAGAAAUCAGAUGGUUUCCACUAUAGUCUUCUCUGUCUGAGCAACUCAAAUCAACUGGAACCUUGCUUGAAGUUUAAGCUCCUCUAUAAGGUUAAAGGGGACGUGUGGAUCCUUGAGGGACCUACAUUGUUGUGGAGUCAUGAUGAUCACGUGUGGUGUACGUCCCUGCAGUCUGGAGUGGUCCAGCAGAUGCCCUUUGACAUGUCACACACUAUUAUUGGAGAACUCCCACUUAACAAAGGGUCAUUUGUUCUUGGAUUGCAAAGUGUUUCAGAAUUCGAUCAGGAGGUGACAAGUGAAACCAGCGGAUACUUCAUUCAAGAUGGACAAAAGUUUGAUGGAAAUUUGGUUUUACCUCAUCCGUACAUUUCAAUCACCUGUUGCCUCUUGGUGCUCUCAGCUGUAAAGGCUGAUGAUGGGCUAGAAACAUCCUCAGUAGCAGCAACAUCCAAUCAACAACUUCUCUAUGUUGAAAAUGGUGUUGUGAGAGAUGUAUGCCAACUUCCUUUCACUCACCCAGAGAAUAUUCAGCAGGUCAAUACUGGGAGAAAUGGCAGUCUAUUUGUUAUAUCUUUCACUGGCAGCCAUGUCUGUGCAGUGUGGAAAGACACAUUCACUGUUGCCUCGGAGUGGUCGGGAGUUACCUCAGUGCUUGUAGAUGACUUUCUUGGCAUUGGAACAGAUCAAAUGUUACUGAUUUUUAAAGACACUGAUGCAACAAGUCAGCCUUUAGGAGUGUUUUUAAUAACAGAUCUUUGUGGUGUUUCCUACUCUAGUGUCCAGGCUAAUGAAUCCAUGAAACCACCUUGUGUUCAACCUGAGAAUUAUUUAUACACCAUUCAAGCUUUAGAAUCACGGCUAAUGAGUGGGUUCACUGUACUUCAAGAACUUCAGAGAGAAGAAAGGGCAAAAGAGAGAGUGAUACAACAGUCAUUACAAUCUCUUAUGGAUAAUACACAAAAGCCUGUACUCACUCCUUUUGAGCAGGAAAGCCUUGUUGCUCUGUGGGACGAGGAUGAAACAAAAGAUGAGAUUGAGGAUGACAAAAUGCAAGAUGUGCGAACUGUGUCAUCAAAUCUUCAAGUGGACAAGCUAUGGCAUCGCGUCACAGGAGACCGGCUGGUUGUGGGAGUGAUCUUAUCUGCUGACAUCUCUGAACCAGUGUCCGGUGUGAGCUUAUUCAUUGUGACAGACUCGGAGCAGAGUUCAACGCCAGCGGCCGUCCAAACCCAGAGCCAAGUGUUCUGGCUCCCCACUCUCUGCCCCUCAACGCCCUCCCACUUAUUGCCCUCCACUGUCUCAAAUGCCCCCUCCUCCUCUUCCUCCUCUUCCUCCUGCCCAGAGCCUGCAGCCAAGAGAAGCAAGCAGGAACACAGCACUGAAAACAGCCAUGAUCUCAACACUGGCCGAGUGGCUGUGACUGCGCUGGCCGCCCUCACACCUUUGUUGAACUCUGGCUGUGUCAAGUGCCAUGUCAUGCUACAUUAUGCUCCAACACGAGACGUUUUUCCCCCCUCGAGCAAACCGGCACCAACCAUUCUACACUGUGGUCAGGUGGUGCUGGACUUACACAGUGACGUACAAACGCAGCUACUGUCCAGACCAGAGGUCAAGACAGACGAGAGCCUUGAGGACCUGCUGAGUUUGAUGGCCUUGCUGGAUCACUGGACAUUUCACAUAGACUCUCCUGAUUACAGCCUGGGUGACAUAGUUGGCCGGAUUCAGAAAAGAGUGGGCUGUAAAAGGAUAGAAGUGAGCCCUCAACAUCUUCUGAUAAAUUCUGCGGGACCAUCUGCUCCUAUGCUGCUCCGCUGGCAUCAGAUAACCCCUUUUCAGGCAGAACUGUCAGUACACACCAGUGAGUUACAGAUGCUGCAAUUCCUGGACUUGCUGUUGGCCACUCUCCCAGGGUCAUGCACCGUGGAGCCUGUCAAAGCUACCAGAGGACAGAGUGAAGCACAAAUCUUUUCUCUGGCGCUGGAGAGGGAAAUCACCUCACUGAGGGACUGUGUGUCUGCCAUGCUUUCCAAAGAAAAGGAAGAUGAUAACAAAAGAAUAAGCUCUUUUAUCUCUCCUGACCCGCGCCGUGAGGAGCCUCUCCAGAGGUGCAGGGAUGACUGGCAGAGAGAUGUGGAGCGGAGUAAAAGGAACUUGUGCCCCCUGGUGGACGUGCAGAGAUACCGUGUGUUGACUGAAAGCUUCUUCAAAGAGCAACUCGAUGGGGACUUGGCAGCCCUCAUAGAGACGCAGAAAAGUUUGUACAGCUAAAAGGCUCCUGUCAGCACUUCCAUCAGCAAUCGCUCACCCUCAGUCCCUCAAGUGUCACUGUGUUUUGACUGUUUGUCUCGUGUGCUGUUUACAUUGAAGCUGUAUUAAAGCCUGCUCCUGAUUCUCUGCUUGCUGA
This is a messenger RNA of Boleophthalmus pectinirostris (great blue-spotted mudskipper), 2879 nucleotides long. RefSeq names its product FA complementation group B (gene fancb). Gene Ontology annotation, biological process: interstrand cross-link repair; positive regulation of double-strand break repair via homologous recombination; replication-born double-strand break repair via sister chromatid exchange. NCBI's taxonomy places the organism in Eukaryota, Metazoa, Chordata, Actinopteri, Gobiiformes, Gobiidae. The coding region runs from base 185 to 2743 and encodes 852 amino acids. The record is from RefSeq and is a predicted model, not a curated record. The transcript is spliced from 8 exons. Gene Ontology annotation, cellular component: Fanconi anaemia nuclear complex.